AUGGCGAAGGCCCCGGUCCGAGGCUUCGGUGUCUGCAGCGGCUGCCGGGGCCGGGCGGGCGGGCUCCGGGCGGGUCUUGACCCUCGCACGGGAUUGCUUCGGGUCCUGAGGCCUCCUUCACGUUGCCCUGGGCCCGCCCGCCUCCCCUCGGCGCUGCGGAGGCUCGGCCCAGAGCCUCUCCUGCCAGGUGCCAGCAGCCCCGGAGCUGCAGCCUCUCCCGGGCCCGCCCCGGCGCUACUCGCUUCCCGCGGGCACUUCCCAGGCCCCUUGUCUGGGGUGCAUGCCCGGGAGCCAUUUAAACCUCGCUGGGGCUUUAACAGAAACGUGCUCCCACGACCUGCAUUUCGUCCUGCCACUAACAUGAGCACCGGCCGGCCGUGCCCGGAGCCGGACUUGGCCGGGGGCGCGGGCUGCGCCUGCCCCUGGUCCGCCCCCACCGGGGUUUCCAAGGAGAUUUGGGCCGCCGUCUGCUCAGCGGAGCCGCCGCCGCCGCACAGCCAGGACCGGCGGGAGCCCCGACCGCCCGGCCAGUUUUGCACCCCGCAGCUCGGUGCCCAGGAAGCGGUGUGGCAGGCGGACCAGCUGUCCUCCCAGCUCUACAGAAACAAGCAGCUUCAAGAUGCUUUGCUUCAGAAGGAAGAGGAACUUGCUAGGUUACAUGAAGAAAAUAAUAACCUCCGACAAUACCUGAAUUCAGCCCUGAUUAAGUGUUUAGAAGAAAAAGCCAAGAAACUGCUAUCCUGCCAUGGUCAAAAAACCUGUGCUACUGUCAAAAGCACCAAGAGGAGAUUAAAAGAAGACCACUGCUUUGUUCCUCUGGACACUCCUCAUGCUUCCAAAGCUAGAAGGAACCUCUUCAAUGAAUUCACUGCCUGUGAAGAGCAGCCCAGCCCAGCUGUGGACAGCUGGGUCUUGCAGACUUUAGGUUUAAAAGAUGUCAACACCAUAGAUGAAACUUCAGCUAACUACAGUGCCCUGUCCUCAGACCUUGGAAAAGACACAUACUGCCUGAGCCCUGGUGAAUCAGCAGACUAUGACCACAGUGAAGGAGCAGCAUCAACAUUUACCUGCAGCCACGUGCCUCCAGCUAACAGUAGUACCCAUCCACAGAGUGAGGAUUCCCCCUUCGUUCCUCAGUUUUCUUCAGCACCAUGUGUCUCCUCAGCACCAAGCCUUUCCUCCCUCCCGGCCCCUGAGUUGCCUUAUUUAACUGGUGACUUUUCACCCAACAAAACAGAAGUGGCCUUCACAACAUCUCUGAGUCCUCACCGCAACGUGAGAACACACACCUUCCACCAAGGACAGGCCUUUGUGUGCAGGGGGGAUGAUGGGGGAUGGAGAUUCACCUGGGUGCCCAAGCAGGCUGAAUGA
Messenger RNA from Calypte anna (Anna's hummingbird), 1371 nucleotides. It is a transcript of the gene GMNC, whose product is annotated as geminin coiled-coil domain containing. The transcript has 6 exons. Lineage: Eukaryota; Metazoa; Chordata; Aves; Apodiformes; Trochilidae. Gene Ontology annotation, cellular component: nucleus. The record is from RefSeq and is a predicted model, not a curated record. Bases 1 to 1371 code for a protein of 456 amino acids. Gene Ontology annotation, biological process: negative regulation of DNA replication; negative regulation of cell cycle.